Molecule: messenger RNA, 2536 nt
Organism: Rhagoletis zephyria (snowberry fruit fly)
Lineage: Eukaryota; Metazoa; Arthropoda; Insecta; Diptera; Tephritidae
Source: RefSeq, a predicted model, not a curated record
AUAAGUCUAUACUAACUGAGCUUUAGGGCAUGAAUUCGCCUUGUAUAUGCACUAAUUGCUUUUAUCAAUAUGAACACAGCUCUAUGCACGUAAUCUAAAACCAAAUAAAGCAAAUCAAAGUUCAUAAAUUCAUUUUGUAGAAACCGUGUAUACCGCAUGCACAUAUUAACGUAUUUGAAAGUGCAAGUGUACUACUUGUGUGGCCUAGUAAUUCUUAACUGUACUACUGUUUACUGGGAGUUGCAAUUGUUUUAGAGUGUACAAAAAUAAGCAAUUACUACUAUUGGCCUCGGUGCCUAAAUAUCAGCUGUUUUUGCACAGAUAAUUGCCCAAACGUCGUAAACUUCUAAGAUUUUCUAAUCGCUAUUGUCGGUCGCUCUCAAUUUUUAUUAUUAGCCAAGUGCCCCUUGGUCAAGUUAGUGUAAAACGCGAACGGAAUGUGGCAACCGGCCUAAGCUCAACCAGGGUGACGGCAACCCUAAACACGCACGAAAGAACGAAACAAAAGGAAUCAUAAAAACGAAAAAUGAAAGUGCACUUAACGACUCGAAAAAUAUAGACAUUUUGUCAGAGCGAAUCAAUCCACACACCGGUGAAGACGAACAAUGGUUAAAUACGUUUAUCACAUAUUCUCAUAGUUCCAGUGUAAUAAGUUAAUUUUAUUUAAGUUUUCGAUAAAUAAAACGUUUUGACACAGUAUACCCACAAUUGGUGACCCCGAGAUAAAAACGGAGAUAUUGUGCCAAAUAUCGCGACAAACCACCCGGGUAAAACGCAAAGCACCUGUUGCUCUAAAAACUAGCCAACACGGACGUAGUUGCGAAUAAAUCCCCGUAAUUGCAGUAAAUGCGCAUAUAAAACAAUUAAAAUCGACAUAUAUAUAUUUGCGUAAAAAAGAGUACUGUACAAGAUAACGCCACCAAAAACCCAGCGUCCGUUAUAACAGUAGCCGACCAUAGCGGAACACGAAGUAAUGGGCAUACGAGCAUCGGCAACAUGAGUUUGGACGAUAGUCAGAAGAGUGUCGAGAAUCCCGCAAACGACGUUAGCAGCGCUGGAGACAACGCCAACCGAUCUGGGCGGGGUUGUUGUAGCCGCUACAACAACAACAACAACAACGCCAACGCAAAUACCAACGCAGGCGUCGACAGCGGCAUACCGCAAAUCAACGCGGUGUUUGGAAAGUUACCGUUCCCUAAACUAAAUUCCAAGUACAACAUCGAAUCAUGGUUCGAAUUGCACGGCUUCGGUAUUCGUAAGGAGAAAGACAAAUAUACCGCCAUCAUCGCACAUGCCGACGACUAUAUUCUCGACCAAGUCUGUGAGCUAGUUCGCAAUCCACCAACCACGACCCCUUACACUACGCUAAAAAUGGCCAUAAUCGAAAAAUUCAGCGAUUCUGCUAUGGCCCGACUAGAUAGACUCACCGGUAUACAGUUAGGCGAUGGUAAGCCCAGCCACUUGCUGAGUCAGAUGCAACGCACAAACGCCACCAAGGAUGAAUCCGUAAUACAGCAAUACUGGCUAAAGCAACUACCCGAAGCUGCUCGUGCCGUUAUAGCCGGUAUGCUGCAGGCUCAACCGAGUACGCCCUUACACCAACUCGCCAUUACUGCCGACGCCGUACUCGACGCACUUAGCCGCGACUCCAACUCAACGGCAACAACCAGAGGGCCAGACGUCAACGCCAUCGAAACACCUACCAGCCGAUUUUCCCUGCUCGAAAAAAGAAUCGAAAAGCAGGACUCCGUUCUCGAGAACAUAAAUGCCAAGUUGAACCAGCUAAUGUCUCAAAACCGCAGCCGACAGCGAGAUCGUUCACAAUGUAACCCAAAACGCCAAAGCACACCACACCGCAGCUCCAAGGCAGAUCAAUCACUGACAUGCUGGUACCACCGCGAAUACGGCACACAGGCUCGUAAAUGCAGAAGUCCAUUUGACUUUCCCGUCAAAAAAGCAGACAAGCCAAAAAACUAAAGGCCGCCGUAACGAAAACGCUCGACAGUUCCGGCAGCAAAACACAAACGAGCAGACAAUCACAAUGCGAACUGGAGGUAAAAAUUUCCGAAUUCACGAAAUCUAAACGUUUUUUCAUCCUAGAUAAAAUUUCGAAACAACUAUUUUUGAUCGACACUGGCGCGGAGGUAUCCGUAAUUCCACCAACACGUGCAUGUCGUUUGUCAAAUAGCGAAGGCAAACCACUUUUCGCAGCGAACGGCACCGUCAUCAAAACCUACGGUUUAACACGCCGCACACUCGACCUAGCUCUCCAACGCAAACUCACGUGGGACUUCGUCAUAGCCGAAACGCGAUACGCAAUUAUUGGUGUCGACUCCCUUCGCCAUUUCAACUUAAUAAUCGACAUCGGGAACACGACUCUUAUAGACGGAACACUAUCGCGACCAGGCAUCUGUAGUUUUGAAAAAUCAACGACAAUUAAAACCAAAUACGACUCCAGCGACAUAGGAAAAUUGCUGCGCGAAUUCAGUAAAAUAACGGACCCUAACGCAAUAGCCCCGUCACCAAUGCAGACUGG